Messenger RNA from Rubroshorea leprosula, 1436 nucleotides. Lineage: Eukaryota; Viridiplantae; Streptophyta; Magnoliopsida; Malvales; Dipterocarpaceae. The record is from the annotation of a GenBank genome assembly.
GUAAAUUGGAAUUUUUUGAACUACAUGAUGGUGAAGUUUGGAUUUGGGGAGAAAUGGAGGGGAUGGAUGGCAGAAUGUCUAUCUUUAGCACAUGUUUCUAUUUUGGUAAACGGAAGCCCAACAGAGGAGUUUAGGAUGGAGAGGGAUCUAAGACAAGGGGAUCCUCUAUCUCCAUUCCUAUUUCUCUUAGUUGCUCAAGGCCUGCACUGUAUGAUUCAAAAGGCAGUGGUUGAAGGCUUAUUCGAAGGUAUUAAUGUGGGCUCGAGAAACCUUCAUAUCUCACACCUUCAGUUCGCGAGUGACACUGUGAUCAUGGGCAAGGCUAGAAUGGACCACAUUCGGACAGUGAAAGGUAUUUUAAGGUGGUUCGAAUUGAUAUCGGGGUUGAAAGUUAAUCUCAAGAAAAGUAGUCCUUAUGCAUUCAAUCCAGGGGACAACUGGUUAUCAAGGGCAGCUAACUUUUUAAAAUGCAAAAUGGGUGAAAUUCCAUUUCUUUACUUGGAAAUGCCAGUUGGGGAAAACUCGAGGAGAAGGAUGUGGCUACCAGUGAUAGAAAAUUUCUAUAAAAAGCUUGCUAGCUGGAAAGCUCAAUCCCUGUCUUUUGGUGGUCGUUUGGUUCUCCUUAAAUCAGUACUUUCUUCUCUCCCUUUGUAUUAUUUAUCUUUGUUUAAAAUUCCUACUUGUGUGCUGAAAAUUAUUGAAAAAAUUCAAAGAGACUUUUUAUGGGGUAUGUCUGGGGAAGGGGAAAGGAAGAUUUGUUGGGUGAGAUGGGAUUGGGUAUGUUUAGCAAAAGAGAAGGGAGGUUUAGGGGUUAGGGAUUUAAGGAAAUGCAACUUAGCACUGCUUGGAAAGUGGUGGGCUAGGUUUGUGGAUGGCUCGGAAGGAUUGUGGAAGAAAGUUCUAUUAGGAAAACAUUAUGGUGCAGGGGGAGAAGUGGGCGUAGGAGAAAUUGGGAGGAGAAGGGUAUCAAAAAUAUGGGAAGAUAUUGUAUCCUUAGGAAAGGAAGGUAGUGAGAUGAUGGGGAUUGUGGGGAAUAGCUUUACUUGGGAGGUAGGUGAUGGUAAUAGAGUUAAGUUUUGGAAAGAUGUCUGGUUGGAAGGGAGAAAUCUUGGGAUGGAUUUUCCAAGAUUAAAAAAUGUGGCAACGAAUGUUGAUAUAAAAGUUGGAGAGAUGAGGGAGUGGUGUGAGGGGGUUUGGAGAUGAAAGACAGAUUGGAGGAAGGAGUUAGUAGGGGGGGCUAGAGAGGAGGAGAUAUCAUUAUUAGCACAAUUAGAAGGAGUAACAAUAAGGAAGGGAGUAGGAAUUAGAAGAAUUUGGAAACAUGAUAAAAGUGGAAACUAUUAUGUGAGGAAGGCUAUCUCAAUGCUAAUUGACAAUCAAAGAGUGAUGGACAAUGUCUUAUGCAAAGCAAUAUGGAAUAAAUUUUUGCCUGGAAG